Molecule: messenger RNA, 1911 nt
Organism: Fusarium redolens
Lineage: Eukaryota; Fungi; Ascomycota; Sordariomycetes; Hypocreales; Nectriaceae
Product: glycoside hydrolase superfamily
Exons: 6
Coding region: 1-1911 (636 amino acids)
Biological process (GO): carbohydrate metabolic process
Molecular function (GO): chitin binding
Source: RefSeq, a predicted model, not a curated record
AUGGUGUCACGACUUUCGAGCAUCGCCUUUUGGGCGGUUGCUCUUUGCUUCUUGUGUUUUGUAACCUUGAGCAAUGCUGAUACGCCUCGUCACCCUUACGCCCAACCAGAUCGCAUCAACCGUCGUUCUGUCAUCACCAAGGCUCCCGAAUGGACCAAGAAGAUUGUCAUGAGCCCGGGUCACCAGAACCCUGCCGAGGCCCCCCCGAACCCCACUGAAGAUCUUGAGCUCUCCAGCGACUCAGGUGUCAGCCUCGACCAAUACUACAAGGAUGCUCAGAAUGCUACUGAGUCUUCUGCUGGCGUUACCCCCAACAAGUCUGGUCUCUCGCGCCGUUCUCUCGAGAAGCGCGGUGACGGUCCCCUCUACUGCAAGGACCGUAAAUGCCCUGACGACAGCUGCUGUGGUCCCAAGGGCAUCUGCGGUUAUGGACCUGACUACUGUGGCAAGGGAUGCACAUCAAACUGUGAUGCUAAGGCCAUGUGUGGAGAGUAUAGUGAAGAGGGUGAGAUGCCUUGUGGCAUGAACCUCUGCUGUUCUGCCACUGGUUGGUGCGGUACCACCGAAGUCUUCUGCGAUAACGCCGAUCCCCUACACAAGACCCUGCCCUGCCAAGCCGGUUACGGAGGCUGCAACAUCGUCUCAUCUCCUUCAUGCGCAAAGGGAAGUGGCAGCACAAGCGGACGAACGAUCGGAUACUAUCAAUCGUGGAACGUCCGCGCUCGCAAAUGCGACACCAAGACGCCCAAGCAGCUCGAUACCAAAGGCUUCACCCAUCUGUUCUACUCCUUCGCCUUUAUCGACCCCGUCUCUUUCAAGGUCACUCCUGCUCACAACGACGAUGUUAAGCAGAUGCGCGAGUUCACCGACUUGUCCAAGGGCGGCAAGCUCAAGACUUGGAUUGCCAUCGGUGGUUACGAUAUGAGCAACGAGAAUACACCUACCCAUACUACCUGGAGCGACAUGGUGUCUACCAAGGCCAACCGAGCUGCCUUUAUCGAGUCAGUUCGCGAUUACAUGGAUGAGUAUGGAUUCACUGGUGUUGAUCUCGAUUGGGAGUACCCUGGUGAGCCUAAGCGCGGUGGUCGUAAGCUUGCUGAUACUCGGAACCUCUCCAUGCUGCUCAAGGAGAUGCGCGCCGCAUACGGUUCCAAGUACGGUAUUAGCUUGACUUUGGCGCCUGACUAUUGGUAUCUCCGCUGGUUCGAUGCUAAGGCAAUGGAGCCUUAUGUUGAUUUCUUUGGAUUCAUGGCUUAUGAUCUCCACGGAUCCUGGGACUCGGACGUUUUGACCCUCGGCAAGAUCAUUCGCGGACAAUCCGAUAUCCGUGAAAUCCACAACAACACUAUCCCUCUCUGGUUUGCAGGCCUCGAUCCCAAGAAGAUCAACUUCGGUCUUGCCAUGUAUGGUCGCGGUUACACUGUAGCCGACAAGAGCUGCAACGGUCUUGGAUGUUCCUUUGCUGGUCCCAGCAAGAAGGGAGAGUGCACUGACUCUGAUGGUGUCAUGUCUCUGGGUGAGAUCAAGAACCUCAUCAAGAACAAGGGCGUCAAGUCAACAUACCUGAAGGACUCUAUGAUGAAGCAAAUUGCUUGGGAUGAUCAAUGGAUUGGAUAUGAUGACGAAGAGACCUUUGCCGCCAAGAAGGCCUGGGCCGAUGGUUUCUGCUUUGGAGGUACUAUGGUGUGGAGCAUUGAUUUCCAAGAGCAGUAUGUCAUGUCCACCCCGGUGGUUUUUUUUGAGAUAGCUGACACAACCGCAGGCCCGAUGACAAUGACAGCGACAAUGGCAUCGGCAAUGGCGGCGGCAAUGCCAGCGACAAUAGCGGCGACCAGGGCCCCAUCAAGGGCCCUGGUAGUGGCAGUGGUAGCGGCAGCGGCAGCAGCGAUUCUGACGAUGACGCUCAUAUGA